Magnolia sinica is the source of this 3200-nucleotide messenger RNA. RefSeq names its product subtilisin-like protease SBT3. Gene Ontology annotation, biological process: proteolysis. Bases 1 to 2589 code for a protein of 862 amino acids. Lineage: Eukaryota; Viridiplantae; Streptophyta; Magnoliopsida; Magnoliales; Magnoliaceae. The record is from RefSeq and is a predicted model, not a curated record. The transcript is spliced from 3 exons. Gene Ontology annotation, molecular function: serine-type endopeptidase activity.
AUGGAGGCGAAAGGAGGCACGAGAGUUACUGCAGAAAGGUUGUGGAAAAUGGCUGUGGCCUACCAAGAGGGCUUUACAAGUACCCCUAUAGGAGCUAGUCUCCAAGAGAGAGGGAGCUGGGUUUCUGUUCAAUAUUGGAGAUGUUGGGAUCAUCGUAUCCAAAAGGGUCUCUUCUGUAUGAAGGGCGAAUGGGGGUGCAAACAUAUCUCUUCGGCAUGGUAUGAAGGACUGGAUCUAAAGGGAUAUGGUUCCUUGAAGGGUCCAGGCCUAAAGGCCCCCUUGUCGAUGUUCCCGGGCCCUGAGUUACCAAUUGGGAAAGAUUUGGAGAGUGGAUUCAGACUUCCAUGGCCACUCCCCCACUCUCUCUUCCAUGCAUGGCUUCUUCUCUUCAUCACCGUACAUCUUGUGCCAUCGGCACUAGCCGCUCGGUCCACUUAUAUUGUCCAUAUGGACAAAUCAGCCAUGCCCAAAGCAUAUGCCAAUCACCACCAUUGGUAUUUGGCCACCAUCAAAUCUCUGAGUCCCGCUACUGCAGGGGAUAAUGAAUUGAGGCUUGUCUACGUAUAUGGUAAUGCCAUCAAUGGUUUCAGCGCCGUCCUCUCUCCUGAGGAAUUACAAGCUCUCAAGCAAUCACCAGGCUUUGUAUCUGCAUACAAAGACUCGACAGUCACAAUGGACACAACCCACACAUACGAAUUCCUCUCUCUCAAUCCGUACGUCGGGCUAUGGCCUGCAUCUAAUUACGGCAAAGAUGUCAUUGUUGGUGUGAUCGACACUGGUGUUUGGCCAGAAAGCGAUAGCUUCAACGAUUUGGGUAUGACCGAAAUUCCAGCAAGGUGGAAGGGAGAAUGCGAGCCAGGAGAAGCCUUCAAUACUUCCAUGUGCAACCGUAAGCUCAUCGGCGCACGCUACUUCAACAAGGGCUUGGUGGCAAACCAGCCUGGUCUAAACAUCUCCAUGAACUCAACGAGAGACACAUAUGGGCAUGGGACCCACACAUCAUCAACGGUUGCUGGGAACUACGUUCCAGGUGCAUCGUAUUUUGGUUAUGCCAAGGGAACUGCAACUGGUGUUGCUCCUCGUGCUAGGGUGGCCAUGUAUAAGGUCCUCUGGGAUGAAGGAGGCUACAAGUCGGACAUCCUCGCAGGAAUGGACCAAGCGAUCGCGGACGGAGUGGACGUGAUAUCAAUCUCGAUGGGCAUUAAUGAGACCCCCAUGUAUGAAGAUCCUAUCGCCAUUGGGUCAUUCGCAGCCAUGGAGAAGGGUAUACUAGUCUCAUCUUCGGCAGGCAACGACGGGCCAUUCCUUGAAUCCCUACACAACGGAAUUCCAUGGCAAUUGACUGUUGGCGCUGGCAGCAUUGACAGGAAAUUCGUCGGAACGUUGACUCUAGGCAAUGGGUUGACCAUCAUUGGUCAAACUCUUUUUCCCGCCAAUGCAUGGGUGGUGGAUAUGCCAUUAAUCUACAACGAGACCUUCAAUGCAUGCAAUUCGUCGUCAUUGUUGUCACAAGCCGAAGGAUCCAUUGUCGUGUGUGAAAACAACGGUUCGGUCUUCGAACAAAUGCAUGCGGUUUCUCAUUCAAACCUCACCGGAGCUAUAUUCAUAUCCGACGAAGAUGACCUUGAAUUCGCAUCUUUUUCAUUCCCAGGAAUCAUAAUUAACUCGACCGACGGCAAUAAACUAAUAUCAUACGUGGAGAAUGGCAAUAAUCCAACGGUAUCAUUGAAAUUCCAACAGACCAUUGUUGGGACGAAACCUGCGCCGUUCGUCGCCGAAUAUACUUCUAGAGGUCCUUCAUGGAGUUGUCCUAGUGUAUUGAAACCAGAUAUCCUCGCCCCUGGUUCAAGAGUGUUGGCAGCUUGGAUACCGAAUGCACCAGUGGCACGUAUUGGGUCCGGUUUGAUCUUGUCGAGUGACUUCAACAUCAUCUCUGGGACAUCCAUGGCUUGCCCACAUGCAUCUGGAGUGGCUGCAUUGUUGAAGGGGGCCCACCCUGAUUGGAGCCCAGCUGCAAUCCGAUCGGCCAUGAUGACCACAGCAAAUCCUUAUGAUAACACUCACAAUCCUAUCUUGGACAGUGGGAAUGAUUACAGACCAGCCACUCCGCUCGACAUGGGGUCUGGCCACAUUGACCCUAACAAGGCGCUGGACCCUGGUCUUGUCUACGACGCGGAUGCACAAGACUACAUUAAUCUCCUUUGCAAAAUGAAUUACACCGAUGAGCAGAUCUUAACAAUCACUAGAACUUCUUACCAAUGCUCGAAACCAUCAUCUGAUCUCAAUUACCCAUCGUUCAUUGCUUGGUUUGGGAACGUUUCUUCACAGAUCCGACACUUUCAAAGGACGGUGACCAAUGUAGGAGACGGUGCAUCAACUUACAAGGCUGAGUUGACGGUCCAGGAAAAAAGGUUCUUUGUUAGUGUCCAGCCUGAUACACUUGUGUUUCGAAACAAGUAUGAGAAGCUAAGCUUUAAUUUGACUGUCCAGAACAGUCCAGAGAGGGGAGAGGUAGUUUCAUAUGGAUUUCUUACAUGGGCAGAUGAUGGGAAGAAGCAUACAGUGAGGAGUCCUAUAGUGGUUGUUUAAGAUCAUUCGACGAGGUUGAGUAGGAUUUGGAAUCAUCACCAAUAAACAUUUCUUGUUUUGGAUUUGUAUGUCUUCUUUUUUUCUUUUUUUCUUUUUUUGGAAAGAUUGGAGCACACCUGAAAUAAAAAAAGGUGUACUAUAGUUCUUUCCUUUGAAUAAAGAGAUGCCCUUGUUAUAAAAGACUUCAUCAGGAUUUGAUGGGUUUUGGUAAAAAUAAAAAUAGUAUGGUCUUAAGAGUCAAUCCUAUAACCUAUUCCUCCAUCGAGGUUACCUUUAAUGACUACUCUAACUGCUUAUUUUUUGUUAAUAGUCGAUAAAUUAAUUUAUUAAUUUGAUUAAUUUGAUUCACAUAGGUCUCAAAAAAUCAGGGUCAUUACAACAUCAACUUGCAUUCUCAAGGCAUCCAUAUCAUAAUUAACGAAAAGUAAAUUCUUAUUCCAUUACGAAUUUUACUGCUGUUUCUAUCACAUGGUCCUUAAACAAACCAAAUAAAGUUCAAGUUUUUUUUUUUUUUUAAAGGAAAAUAGUAUAUCACUAAAACACGAGGGGAUUUGCAAAGUUUUCGGGUGGGCAUCACAAAAUGGCCGAUGCCUCACCUAUCAUGUAGUGAG